AUUAUAAAAAAAAAAAAAAAAAAACCAUCCUAAUGCCAUUUCUGGUCAGAGAAUGAUAAAAGAGAACCAGCCGACACAUUAAUCAUUUGCAUAAAUUACGAAAAUAACCAAACAAACUAACACAUAAUAAAUAGAGAAAAAGAAAAGAAGGAAUUGAACCUCUGAAACAAGAAGAUGAUGGGAAGUGGAGAUGUGAAGCUGUUGAGCUUUUGGGUGAGUCCAUUUGGUAAAAGGGUUGAGUGGGCUUUGAAACUGAAGGGAAUAGAGUAUGAGUAUAUUGAAGAAGAUAUCUUCAACAAGAGCAAUCUCCUUCUCCAGUUGAACCCGGUUCACAAGAAGGUUCCGGUUCUUGUUCAUGCCCACAAACCGAUUGCAGAGUCAUUCAUCAUCCUUGAAUACAUUGAUGAAACAUGGAAGCAGUAUCCAUUGUUACCUUGCCAUCCUCAUCAAAGAGCUCUUGCUCGCUUUUGGGCUACUUCUGUUGAACAAAAGCUUGGGAAGGCUGGAUGGGUAGCAAUGUCUACCAGCGGGGAAGAACAGGAAAAGGCUGUGAAGGAAGCCAUAGAAAUGAUGGAGAAAAUAGAAGAAGAGAUUAAGGGAAAGAAAUUUUUUGGAGGAGACAAUAUUGGGUACCUUGACAUUGCUCUUGGAUGGAUUGCUUACUUGGUUCCUGUUUGGGAGGAAGUUGGAUCAAUGCAGAUAAUUGACCCAUUGAAAUUUCCAGCCACUACUGAAUGGAUAACCAAUUUUCUCAGCCACCCUUUGAUCAAGGACAGUUUGCCCCCAAGAGAUAAGAUGCUUGUUUACUACCACAAUCGCAAGAACAACUUGCCUUCCGUCUUUCGUAACUUGGUCAAGGAUUAGAUUUGUUCCUCCAUGUGUGUGUGGAAUCAAAUUCAGUGAAGCUAUCCUUUUCUCACAGAUGAUGUCUUAAACAAAUUAUGAAUUGAUUAAAUUUACUCUAGUAACAUGUACGUCUUUAACUGAUUGUAAAGGUUUUAUAUACUUUGGGAGUAAGUAUAUAACGAUACAACGCCUUUUUGGUUGUAUCAUUAUAUACUUGUUUAUUUCCGUAAAUCGCUUAUCAAGCGUUACACUUACAUUUUAUACAACUUUAUCUAGCGAAUUUUUGGUGAAGCUCGUGAGUUUGAUGUAACUAACGUCCGGGAAGUGCGUGAGGGCUCCUCAAAGCACAGUAAUGUUUAAAUUAGAGUUUGCAAAUUGCACUAGGAACAAUAGCACAAUCAACUAGGAAGACGACUGAGUGAAAAUGUGCAUAUUCGUAGGUAAGCAAACUGGAUUGAGAUCUGAUAUUCCAAUCCAAACCCAUGUUCAGUAAUCUGUGUACAUUAUGGAUCGGGAAAACUAUUUUGUGUGGUCAAA
Messenger RNA from Glycine soja, 1383 nucleotides. Its product is annotated as probable glutathione S-transferase. Bases 175 to 864 code for a protein of 229 amino acids. Gene Ontology annotation, molecular function: glutathione transferase activity. Lineage: Eukaryota; Viridiplantae; Streptophyta; Magnoliopsida; Fabales; Fabaceae. The record is from RefSeq and is a predicted model, not a curated record. Gene Ontology annotation, biological process: glutathione metabolic process. The transcript has 2 exons. Gene Ontology annotation, cellular component: cytoplasm.